Molecule: messenger RNA, 843 nt
Organism: Colletotrichum karsti
Lineage: Eukaryota; Fungi; Ascomycota; Sordariomycetes; Glomerellales; Glomerellaceae
Exons: 1
Coding region: 1-843 (280 amino acids)
Source: RefSeq, a predicted model, not a curated record
AUGCAUGAGAACAAUGAUCAGCAAUUGAGGCAAACGCAAAUUUCUCCAGACCGCACCCUCUCUUCCCGCCAGUCAAGUACCACAGGAUACGAAGAGAUGGAACGACUUGAUACAACUCGCCCAACUUCCCGUGGCCGGCGUCUACUGAACUUGUUUGGGAAGUUUUCCAAGGAAUUGAAGAGUCUUGCAGUGGACGAUGAGAAUUUGGAAGUCGAUAAUCUACGACUGCGCAACAAGCUGAAUCAGCAGGAUACCUCUCUUCGAAAGCAAGAAGAAGCCCUGGCUGAAGCUUCCAAAACAGCCCGUGAUCACGAACGCAAGCUUACGGAAGCGCAACAAUCGCAUGCUGAGCACAUUCGCGAACUUCAACGUGAGAUAUCGAUCCUGAAAGAGCAGGUCUACGAGCUGGAAAAGGAAAAGGCCUCAUCUCGUGCAGUGGCAAACAGCACCAAAGUCUCGGACACCGUCAUCCUCGAUAUCUGGAAAAGAAUGGCCUACAACAUCCGCUCUCUCGCCAACACAGUUCUCACACGAUGCCCCGAGGAGGAGGAGAUGUUGUUGGACUACCGAUACAACAAUGAAACGGCCCUACAGACGACGCCUGCGGAGUACAAGCUGCUAGCGGACGAGAACACCAGAUCGGCCAUUGUGGAAUGCUACAUCUGGCGUUCCAUCUGCUGUGGCGUUUUUGGCAGCGGCCACCAGCGGGAGCAGGCCGGGGCCUGGGGAGGGAUCGCGGGAAACACACUCCAGGCUCUAUGUCGUAUCCUACUCCGUAAGCAUAGCCAUCAGAAACAGCUACUUUCUUCAAGAAUCAAGCUGAUGGAAUCUACUUGGGGCUAG